AUGUAAUUAAAAUCAAUCACAAGUGAGAAAUAGGCUAAUAAAACAACAGGAUUGGGUUCUAGUAGAACAGAUUAUUAAAGACUGAACACAGCAAAGUUGAAAUCAUUAGAAUCCAUAAUUUCUGAUAAAAAUAAUAAAUAGGUUUUGUAACCAUUAGGGAGAAAAGAUGUAUUAAUAAUUGAUACAUUUAGUACAGCAAAUAAAAAUGCUAUAGGACUAUUUAUAAGAAAAAAUAAAUGAAUAUUCAUAGGUUGAGAAAAAAAUAGAACUUUACAAAAAGGAAGGAGAUUAAAUGAAUGAUUAUGUUGAAGAUCUAAUUAAAGAAUAUUGUUUGUAAUUAGUACGACAAGGUAAAAAGGAGAAUACAAGUGAUGAUUAAAUAAAAUUAUUACAAGAAAAGAAAUAAUAAUUGAAAUAGGAAACUAUACAGUUACAUAAUUUGAAUAAGGUAUAAUAUUUUGAAUUGGAAGUUUAAUAAGGAUUAAGUUUAAAGUUGAAUGCUUAAAAAUAACAAUUAAAGAGAAAAAUUUAACUAUUUGAUGAAUAUUAUAAAAAGACAGAGUAAAAGAUUAGAUAAAAAUAACCAAAUCUUGAUUUUAAUGAGAUGCCUAAAGCUUAAAGAAAUAAAUAAAAACCUAAUGCUGUAGCUAUAAUUUAAAAGACUCCAGAUGAAAUUUUAUAAGAAAAAACUAUGUUAAUUGAAGAAUAUACAAAAAAAAUAGAAUAAUUGACAUUCUAAAUAUAAGAGAUAACUAGAACUUGUAUUUUAGAGAAAUAAGAAUUAAUAAAAAAGAUUUAAGAUACAAAAGAAGAGUAAUUAAAAUUAAGUGAUAAAAUCUUAAACUUAAGAUUAAGAUUAAAUAAAUUUGAUAAAUUAGAAUAAUCUUUAUCCAGUGAUAAAUGUAUUUCUGAUAUCAAAUCUAAUGACACAGAACAUUCAUAAUAACAAUAAUAAGAAUUGAUAAUAUGA
Messenger RNA from Paramecium pentaurelia, 970 nucleotides. NCBI's taxonomy places the organism in Eukaryota, Ciliophora, Oligohymenophorea, Peniculida, Parameciidae. The record is from the annotation of a GenBank genome assembly.